Capsicum annuum is the source of this 1660-nucleotide messenger RNA. Its product is annotated as CDP-diacylglycerol--glycerol-3-phosphate 3-phosphatidyltransferase 2. Gene Ontology annotation, molecular function: CDP-diacylglycerol-glycerol-3-phosphate 3-phosphatidyltransferase activity. Gene Ontology annotation, cellular component: chloroplast envelope; membrane. Lineage: Eukaryota; Viridiplantae; Streptophyta; Magnoliopsida; Solanales; Solanaceae. Bases 291 to 1226 code for a protein of 311 amino acids. Gene Ontology annotation, biological process: glycerophospholipid biosynthetic process. The transcript has 7 exons. The record is from RefSeq and is a predicted model, not a curated record.
AAACUGUACUUUUUUUUGAGCACUUGGCAGCAUGAGUGAAAAGUAGGGGGUGGUGAAGCAGGAAUAUUCGGUCAAUGAGUGAAAAGUAGGGGGUGGUGAAGCAGGGAUAUUCGGUCAAUCCUGUCCCCACCCCCUUCUACGAUUGGAGGGAAAAAGGGACCUUUUUCCAUGUUUGUUUAGAUGUUGUUGUGGAUAGACUGAGAGCCAACUUUAACUUUACUGCUAAAAAAAGCCUUAUUAUCCUCGCCAACUAACAUAAGCAGCUGUUGCGUACGUAUUACUAUUACAACAUGCCUGGAACUCUCAAACUCAAUACUGUUGCCUCUGUUUAUUAUUAUUCUCACAAGCCUUACAACUGGGUCCGCUCUUUUACCUCCGUCACCGGCACCUCUAACUCCUCCAUCGCCGCUGCCCUAAGUGUGUCCACUCACACGCGCCGCUAUUGGUGGGGAACAUCUAUUCCAGUGUCCGGUGAUUCCCGUCGCCGUCGGAAAUUCGUAGGGCUUUUAGGUCAGGGAUAUGCUGUGAGAAGUAUUUCUACUAUUCAGAUGGGCCCCACACCUGAUAACAAGGAGGAGGAUUUCCGCCGUGAAAAAGUAUCUCUACCGCAAUCGCCAUCGUCCAAGUCUGAAAAGUUGCUCACAUUGCCCACGAUUUUAACAAUUGGCCGCGUGGCUGCUGUUCCGCUUCUUGUAACAACUUUCUAUGUUGAUAGCUGGUGGGGGCCAACUGCUACAACGGCUAUAUUUAUUGCAGCAGCACUAACUGACUGGCUUGAUGGAUACCUUGCUCGCAAGAUGAACUUAGGAACUACCUUUGGUGCAUUUUUAGAUCCGGUGGCAGACAAGCUAAUGGUUGCUGCUACCUUGGUCUUGUUGUGCACCAAACCUUUGGAGUCCAGUGUGUUUGGGCAGUUGCCAUGGCUAUUAACUGUCCCUUCGAUUGCGAUAAUAGGCAGGGAGAUAACUAUGUCUGCAGUUCGAGAAUGGGCAUCUUAUCAGGGUGGUAAACUUUCAGAGGCUGUAGCUGUGAAUAACCUGGGGAAGUGGAAAACAGCUACUCAGAUGAUUGCCUUGACCAUCCUCCUGUUAACCAGAGAUAGCAGUUUAUCUGGGGCUGGCACCCUUGUGGCUUCCGGUGUGAUCUUGCUAUAUAUAUCAGCGUGGCUUGCUGUAUGGUCUCUGGUUGUUUAUAUGAGAAAGAUACGGAAAGUAUUAUUGAUGUAGGAAUCCUUCUCAUCAACUACAUAUUGGCUCAUGCUUCUUGCUGUUGAGUGGUGGAUCAUCCACAAGCUAUACAUACUGAUGACUAGAGCAAGGGAAAGCUGUCUUUCUGAUGUAUGCUGUGUUCAAUUUUUGGUUUUCCUCUACAUUCUUUGAUUUGAUUCUUUAGCCGAGAGAUAAUGAAGUCCUUCAACUGGAAUUAGGAUCAUUGAACAUGGGAUAUCUGACAUGUAAUCUGGAUUCUAGGUGGAAAAUUCAUAGUAUUAUGCAGUAAAGCACUUAUCAUUGUAUUUGGCUGGGUUGUACAAACUUUUAUGAUUUUAGCUUUAGCCUUGAAAAUUUGGUAAGCGACAGUAAAAUUUGUUUAACUACAUGACGUAAUAUUAUCCGCCACAAGGUAUUCCGUAACGAAAUAAAUAGUUUGGGUGUUAUAUCUU